Messenger RNA from Candidozyma auris, 927 nucleotides. It is a transcript of the gene BIG1, whose product is annotated as Big1p. NCBI's taxonomy places the organism in Eukaryota, Fungi, Ascomycota, Pichiomycetes, Serinales, Metschnikowiaceae. Gene Ontology annotation, cellular component: endoplasmic reticulum membrane. Gene Ontology annotation, biological process: (1->6)-beta-D-glucan biosynthetic process; fungal-type cell wall biogenesis. The coding region runs from base 1 to 927 and encodes 308 amino acids. The transcript has a single exon. The record is from RefSeq and is a predicted model, not a curated record.
AUGGAUUUUAGACUUAUAGCUCUAGCUUUAUUUGUCCUUCCGGUGUUUGGUUUACGUGCUGUCCCUGUCAUUUUCGGGUCUCACACCUUGGUGCCUGGACUCAGAGAAGAAGUCAAGUACCCUUACAUUCAGUAUCAAGGUCCACAAAACGUCACCAAUAUGUUGAAGAAAGCAAUCACUGAAUGCUCAUCUGACGCUUACCUCAUUAUCAAUAUUCCAGGGCUCGAGAAUAUCGACAUGCUCGACAGGAAACAAUCGCUUUGGCCCAAUUUGGUCAAGUACAUGCACAUGCUGAGCACCCUAGUAGGAAUGCCGUGGGUGGAGGGCACACUUGAUCUUCUGUUUUUAGAGGCUUACAUUACGAGGACUUGUUCUGCCGAAACGAUCUCUUUAGCUGAGGAGGAUGACGUUUUCGCUGAGUAUGUGGAUACAAGAAAACGCAUUAUCAGGGUCGAAAUGAAUCCGCUCCCGCCUCCAGGCACUGAGAGAGAUGCCGCCAUUCGUGCUGCUGACGAGCUCAUUGACAAGGUAUUAAAGAGAAUACCAUCGCCAUACUACUCGUUUUUGAUCACUUCAAGUGUCACAAGCCCGACUCACCCAAUACCAGAGGUGGCUUUAGAAAACAGUCCACAGGGAUUUAAAUUGUUUUACAGUAUAGUAAACGAUCCACGUCGCGACGAAGAAGUUGAGAGGCACGUAAGAUUGAAAGGAUUGAGUGCGCCACAAUGGAAUGAGGAUAAAGACCCCAUGGCGCUUUAUUUGGAGAGAAGAAAGAAAGACCAGAUCCAUUUGUUCGACUACGAGCUCUGGAGUCAGAAUGAGAGAUUGGUGAGUACGAUAGCGGUGAUGAUUUUGUCGUUGUUUGCUGUGAAGACCCUAGGGGUCGCCAAAAGACUCUUUGGCAGGAAGAAAGUAAAGCUGAGCUAA